Molecule: messenger RNA, 2212 nt
Organism: Ixodes scapularis (black-legged tick)
Lineage: Eukaryota; Metazoa; Arthropoda; Arachnida; Ixodida; Ixodidae
Product: G2/mitotic-specific cyclin-A-like
Exons: 9
Coding region: 58-1458 (466 amino acids)
Biological process (GO): regulation of cyclin-dependent protein serine/threonine kinase activity; mitotic cell cycle phase transition
Cellular component (GO): nucleus; cytoplasm; cyclin A2-CDK2 complex
Molecular function (GO): cyclin-dependent protein serine/threonine kinase regulator activity
Source: RefSeq, a predicted model, not a curated record
CCAAUCCACAUUCGGACAUCAAUACGAAGACCGCACACCGGCUCUGGUCAGCCACGAAUGUCACCGAAAGGAGCCCCCAUGCAGCCCGCAAGCAGCGAGCCGACCGUUUUUUUUUUAAACAUGGCGAGGCGUCAAGCUCACGUUGCGUCCGUUGUCGACGCCGGCGACGAAAACUCCAGACCCUUCGGGGCUGCCCCUUCCAAGAGGUCCGAGAACCCCGACAGCAAGAUGCAGACCCAGGCUUUGACCAAGAGGCCGGCGCUGACCAAUUUACAGCCCGAUUUGGUGGUGGGCGGUGGCAAGCAGGCCGGGCCCACGAAGCGAGAUUUGGUUCGACAGCAAUCCAACGCCCGGCGGUUGGCCAGACUGAGCUGCAGAGGAUCCAGUUUGUGCCCUGCUCCACCGAGCUUCGAGAUCUACGCAGAGUCGUCUGGCGCACGGGGGUCGCAAGUCGACGUCAAAGCGGCUGUCCCCGCCGUUGCUUCCGACGAGGACGACGAGAAGGCUCCGCAUUCCGAUGAUCGGGGGGCGUCCGGCGAUGUCUGCUCAGACUCUCCAGACUGUGGAAUGGAGUGCGAGGCCGCGGACCGUGUACCCUGGGGCCCAGACUCCCCCAUGGUCCUGGACGCGUCCCUGCACACCCUGGAGCCCAUGUCCUACAUGGAGAUCCGGGAUCUGGAGGCCAGCUCGGAGUACGCCCAGGACAUCUACACCCACCUCAGGCAGCAGGAGGAGAAGCUGACCCCGAAGCCGACGUACAUGAGCAGGCAGCCGGACAUCACGUCCUCGAUGCGCGCCAUCCUCGUCGACUGGCUGGUGGAGGUUGCCGAGGAGUAUCGCCUGCACCCGGAGACGCUCUUCCUCGGCGUCUCCUACGUGGACCGCUUCCUCUCCGCCAUGUCGGUGAUCCGCAACGAACUGCAGCUCGUCGGCACAGCCGCCCUCUACAUCGCUGCGAAGUUUGAGGAGACCUACCCGCCGAAGGUGUCGGAGUUUGUCUUCAUCACGGACGACACGUACACGAAGCAGCAGGUGCUCCGGAUGGAACAGCUGGUGCUCAAGGUGCUUUCGUUCGACAUGGCGGCCCCCACCAUCUACUACUUCCUGCUCCGCUUCGCGAAAGUCGGCAAGGCCCCGGACACCGUCAAGCACCUGGCUCACUAUCUGUGCGAGCUGACGUUCCUGGAGGUCGACCCGUACCUUCAGUACCUGCCCAGCAUCGUUGCCGGUGCGUCCUUGUGCCUGGCAAACCACACACUCAACCGAUACCCGUGGUCCUCGGGCCUGGUCCUCUACUCUGGCUAUAACGUGGAGGACUUCAAGGAGUGCAUCCACAGCCUGCACAGCAGCUUCUGCAAUGCUGGCACACAAGCACAGCAGGCCAUCCAGAAGAAGUUCAUGUCCUUCAAGUUUCACUACGUCGCGAAUCAGAAGCCUGCGUCCACGCUGCCCUUCUAGCGGACGACUCCGCGUCACCACCACUGCCGCUCAAACUCAAUACGAACAAGUUUUUUUAAUUGCAUGUGAGACAAUGCAUGCUGCACUGCAUGUGCCGCUCAACCUCAACGCGAACAAGUUUUUUUAAUUGCCUGUGGGACUGCAUGUGUACAUCGAUGGUCGAAGUGUGCAAUCUCAUGUCUUGUGCGAUUGUGAAAAGAAUGAAAGUCGCCACUGCUGUUGCAAGAUUUUAAAUGAAACCCAUUUUUUUACAUUGGGGCGGGGAGGGGGGGGGGGGGGACUAUGGGUGAAACUGUUGGCUUGGCUGCCAGGCGCAGUAACGAGCGAGUUAAGAAUUAUGCAACACGUUGCAGUUUUUCUACCACAGACCUGCAACACCUCGGAGCAGCAUGGCGCAUGUUUUUUGGCUCGCUUGAGAUUGAUCCUGCUGGCUCGUAGCCUUGUCUGCAGUUUGCAUUAAAAUGAGCAAGUAUAGAGCGCAUCUCGCAGCUUUUACUCACCCCCCAACUUCAGCUUUUAAUUUCCAUGGUCUGUCUCUGAUAUACUCAUGUACAGUGCAGAUAUGAUACGGAUGCAUCAUUCAAAGAGACAUUUCCACUGUGUAUGAAAGGGUGGUAUAUUUAUCCAAUUGCCACAUCCUUUCUUUUUUAUUUAAAAAAAACUGACUCCACUUUUAAGCCCUGUACAUAAGUGUCGAACAAAGUAUUCUUUUUAGGCCAGUAUGUGUCCUGUCCAAUAAAUGUACUGAACCAGA